Molecule: messenger RNA, 873 nt
Organism: Spodoptera littoralis (African cotton leafworm)
Lineage: Eukaryota; Metazoa; Arthropoda; Insecta; Lepidoptera; Noctuidae
Source: the annotation of a GenBank genome assembly
AUGCGGAACUCGCACGUGCUAGAGCGGCGGACACUCUGCUUCGUACUCCUAUUAUUUUUAGACAAUGACUUUCGCUUUGUUGCCGGUGUAUCUGUGGAGACAAUCACCACAGAGUACAUCAAUCAGCCUCAAGGACCACCACCUCCCCCUAAUUCCGUGUUAUCGAUAACAUCAACCAACAGAUUCCUACCAGACCCACCAGCACCUAAGGUAUAUUCAUAUGGACCUUACCCACCACCGACUGUUGUAAGGCCUAACUAUUACGAAACCUAUCCAGCAUAUACAACUACUGUUGAAAUAUCAAAUCCACCAACGAAGCCAGAACCAGAGAAGGUCGAAAGUCCUCCUCAGCCCCCAACUCCACCUCGGUACCCGCCUUUCCCCCCUAAGCCAUCGAACCCUCAAACAAUUGUACAAGAAACCUUACAAACAAAAUAUUUUCCGGAUAGAUACCCUCAGACAGUAGAGACUAAAACCACUAACUAUACUAUUCCAUCUAACGAAAUGAAUUCGAAUAAGUCUGUGAUUUUGCAAAUCAACGUGCCUGCCCCGGAGCCUGUCGCAACUAUUCUACCUCAACCACCUUGUAUGUCUACAUAUGACAGUUCUCCUUGUGGAAUGCCUCCUAGUCCUCUCAUCGUGAUGGAAAAGUCUAAAUCUUCAUUGAAGAGUAUUCUUCCAAUUCUCUUCUUGUCCCUUUUUGAUGGAGGUCGCGGAAAUAAUGGAUGUUGUUGCUGUCCAAAACCUAACAAUAUACCGGUACCUUACCCCAUUCCUGUUCCUUACAACAACCCUGUUGUUACGACUCAAGGUAAAGGGAAGAGCAAGAAACCGGCAAAAGAUAAUGAUGACGAUGACAAUGAUGACAAUUGA